This is a messenger RNA of Pundamilia nyererei, 4486 nucleotides long. RefSeq lists its product as uncharacterized. The annotation marks the transcript as partial. The record is from RefSeq and is a predicted model, not a curated record. Lineage: Eukaryota; Metazoa; Chordata; Actinopteri; Cichliformes; Cichlidae. The transcript has 5 exons. Gene Ontology annotation, molecular function: protein binding.
ACGGAAAAUAUCAUAGGAAACAUGAAUGUACAAAUAGCCAACCAAAUGUAGCACAUUGGGAAAGUCAAACUGAACAAAGUGCAUGAAAUGCUCUGAAGACUAAGAUGACAUCAGUUUUACAUUCAUUUCCUGAACUCUAGAAUUAAUCUCAAGGCCUGAGCAGCAUGAAGGAUGAGAUAAUGUCUCUGGGGCAGACGUCUUGGUGAAGCAGGGGCUGGAUAGCGUGGCAGACAGAGAGUGCGCAUCUUCUAAACACAGCAGUAGAGAGAGGAGCAGCAGGCAGCACGGGAGCAAACAAUCCGUGAUGGAUCUUUACUUCAGAGGCACCACGUGGAUGAUGCUCUUGCUCUUUAUGAUUCCAGACUUUACCCACAGCAGUUCUUGCCCCAGCAGUUGCCGAUGCAACCCUCAAGGCGCUGCCAUGUGUACUGGCUCCACCAUCACUGAUAUACCGCCUCUGCCUCUCCACACAUACCUGCUGCAGCUCAGUGUUACAAACAUGAAUGUCCUAAAUGAGCGAAGUUUAGCAAAUCUGGACCUCCUGCUGCGUUUCAGUCUCAUAAAGAGUCAUCUACACACCGUCCACCCUCAGGCUUUCCUCGUAGCUCCCCAGCUCAAGUCUGUCAAGCUGUCAUCUAACGAUCUGUCGACCCUUCCUCCUCGAGUGUUCAGUCCACUUGCUGCUCUUGAGCAGCUGCAUCUAGAUGGGAACCAGUUUGAGAACAUUCAUCCAGACAUGUUUGAAGGACUGGGCGGGUUGCAGGAUCUGGACCUAAGCCGCAACAAACUCAGGAGUCUUGAUUCAGACCUAUUUGAAGGACUGACCAACCUCACCUUUCUGAAUCUUGGAAGGAACUUCAUAAAGAAGCUUCCUCCUACCAUCUUUCACUCCUUGACUAAACUUCAGCAGCUUAUACUCUAUUACAAUGAACUAGAAUUUCUAGAAGCUGGCAUCUUUGACAAACUCAUCAACCUCGUGGAGCUAAAACUCCAUCAAAACCAGAUUGCCAGCCUUCCACCUAAAGUCUUCUGGCCUCUGGGGAACCUGAAAAACCUGACCUUAUCCUCCAACCAACUUCAGGCCAUCCCAGAAAAGAGCUUCUACCACAUGCCAAAGUUGGUCAAACUCACCAUUUACAAGAAUCCACUAUUAUCUCUACCAGAUGAGCUGAUGGGUCACAUGCCCGACAUGACAGAGUUCUAUCUAUAUGCCACCAACCUCAUCACGGUUCCUGGAAAUUUGUUCGCUAACAUGUCUGGGCUGCUUAUGCUGAACUUCCAUUUAAAUGACAAUCUGAGGGACCUUCCACCAGAUGUUUUCUGCUGUCUUCCAAACCUUCAGAAGCUCUCGCUAAAAUCCAACAACCUCCAUUAUCUUCAUCCCCAGCUAUUCUCCAAACUAACCACCCUGAAGAAACUUCACCUCAAUGACAAUAAGUUGUAUGGCCUACCAGAAGAUAUCUUUAAGGGUCUUGGAGAGAUUCUUGAAAUUUUAUUGAACAAUAACAACCUCAGCAGUCUUCCAGGAGAUAUUUUUGUGUCUCUUCCAGCUUUGAUGAAUCUGACUCUGAGUGGAAACCCCUGGGAUUGUAAUUGUGCUAUCAGAGGCAUUGCAAGAUGGAUGAGACACAAUGAGCAUGUGCUUUGGGACAGAGAUGACGUGAUGUGUCACACUCCAAUCUACCAGCUGCUGCGUACCGUUGGCUCGCUGCAUGAUGAAGAGUUCAGCUUUUGCAGUGCUACAACAGCCAAGAGUUUUCCUCUACAAGAUUUGAACCGGUCACCAACACAACCACUCCACAUGUUGUCAACCUCUGGACAAACAUCAGCUUUAACUUCCAUAACCACACCCCCCACAACGGCUGCUCGAUCCAAGGAAGCGGCGAUCCAAACCACUCAAGGAGCUACCCAAAAAGUCCCUGACAAAAUAACCACUCAGACUGUAAAAGCAACCACAUCAGAUGAUACAACACUCUCAGCAUCACUUUCCACUGAACUUAUUGGUAAAUUUGCUCAGAACAUGUCACCUCCUUUUUAUGGCAUAUUGGUGAUAGAACCGGGGCCUGAGUUUGUCCACCAUAACCAUCAGAAAGGCUGGGUGUAUGUGUGGUUUCUGCCCUCAAACACGGCUUUGGCUGGGUUCCUCAUGUUCUCUCACAUCCUUCUUCUAGCUGCAGGGUUGUCGCUUAUUCUUGCUACCAUGUAUGGCAUGUAUCGCCUCCACAAGGCCACGUAUAAGCUAAAGGCUGAGUGUGCUCGUCAUGAGGCAAACAUGCUACAGGAGCUUCAAGUUGGUACUUUGGAUGACCUUGUAAACCUGGGAGAGCUGUCACUACAAGACAACCAAAUCACUCACCUCCACCGUGACCUGUUCUCCAAGACUCCAAAACUCCAGAAGCUGUUUCUCUCCAACAACAAGAUCACAUCUCUCCCAGAAGGGAUCUUCCUAAACGUGCCAAAUCUUUCCCAGAUCUCCCUGUAUGAAAACCAGCUGGAGACUCUGGGGCCAAGGGUGUUUGGGCCCACGGCCCUUAAGGAGCUGUGGCUGUAUGACAACAAGCUGAGUCGUGUGGAAGAUGACACGUUCAGGAACCUGACUCAGUUACGCCUCCUGGUCCUCAGUCGUAACCGGAUUAGUUAUGUAUCCACCAGUGCAUUUAGAGGAUUGGAACAGCUGGGAGAGGUAUCCCUGCACACCAAUCUGAUCACGACCCUGCAAGCUGGGACUUUCCAGGUGCUACCAAGACUGGUCAACAUUUCUCUGGAACACAACUUCAUCAAAUCCCUCCCACGUGGUUUCCUCCAGGGUCUGACCCACCUGGGACAGAUAGACCUGCGAAACAAUUCCCUCCCUAACCUACCACAGGAGAGUUUAGACACCCUUACUGCAUCAGAGGAAGUACUCCUCCAGCAAAAUCCCUGGAGGUGUGACAAGGAUAUUCUGCCACUUAGGGACUGGUUGAAGCAGCACCCAUCAAAGACCAACCAAAGCCUUGUGGUCUGUGACGCUCCUUCCAGUCUGAAUGGCGAGAUGAUUGCUUUGCUGGCAGAUGAGAACCUGGUAUCUCUCAGCUCUACUCAGGAGCCCGUGCUGACCUCAACAGAGAAGAGGAGGAGGCCACAUACACCUCCAGCCAAAAGAAGCACUCCCUCACCAGCUGUCAAGACGACCCCCACCUCAGAGUAUGAAAAGAAAAUGUCCAGAGGCGAGAUCAUCGUUUUCUUUCUACUUUUCAUGCCUGACUUUUCACUGGCUGAAACCCAACCAUGUGAAAAGGCGACUGACUGCCCCAAAGAGAACCAGGCAGUUUUUAGCUCAGCUACAGAAAUCCCACGUUCUCUCAGACCCAAAGUGACAGAAGUCUUUUUUUUGGUUAGCCAUAUUACAACAAUACCAAAAGGAGCCUUUGCUGAAAACCCACAGCUUGAAAAGGUGGAGUUCAUAAACAGUAACAUAUCAUCCAUCGAGCUGGGAGCGUUCGAGGGACUGAAAAACCUGAAAAAUAUUGAGGUCUCUGGCAGCAAAUUAACGUCACUCCCAGUAGGAGUCUUUAACGACCUCAGCAACAUGGAGGAACUCGUACUCAAAUCUAACAAGCUUCAAAGACUUGAUAAAGGUUUGUUUGAAGGCCUUAAAAAACUAAGACACCUCCUGUUGAAUUUGAAUGAGAUUAAGUUGAUUGAAGAUGAGACAUUUGACGGUCUUGACAACCUUUUAAUGCUCCAUUUGGGUAAAAACAAUCUCUCUGCUGUGUCAACUCACUGGUUCUCCAACCUAAACAAGCUGGAGGCAUUCCGACUUUAUGAGAAUCAGCUGACCACCAUUCCUGAAGACUUGUUUCAGAAUUUACCAAACUUAAAGGAAAUCAGCUUGCAUGGAAACCAGAUAGAAGAAUUUCCUCCCAAUCUGUUCCCUCAUAAAAACAAACUGACUAAACUGUUGCUGGACAAUAAUCUUGUAACUACUUUUCCUGAGGGGUAUUUUGUUGGCUUCCCUCAGCUUAAAACACUGACCCUGAAGAACAACAGGCUGAAAAGUUUGCCACCAGUGCUGUUUGGAGAAAUGCCCAAAUUGACUGAAUUAAGCCUCCAGCAAAACAAUCUCUCCAGUCUCCCUAAAGGAGUUUUUGGCCCUCUGAAGAAAAUCAGGAAGCUGGACCUGUCGAAGAAUAAAUUCGUCACCUUGUCCCCUGAAUACUUUGAAGGCCCAGAAAAGCUCACAGAACUGAAUCUACAGAACAACAUGAUAGAGUCACUGGAUGAAGAUCUGUUUGAAAAGCUACAAUCACUAGCCACUCUCAAGCUUGCUCACAACAACCUCCAGACGCUUCCUGGAGAUAUUUUUGACCCAUUAGGAAAGCUCAGGAAGCUUGACCUCAGUAACAACCCGUGGCUCUGCGACUGUAACCUGAAAGACUUCCACAGCUGGGUGACCGGAAAUGCUGCAAAGCUCACGUCUCCUCCACUCUGUGAGUGUCCCGAAGAU